AUAUGAUCUAAGCAUGCCUGAGUUGAGUUGUGAGGCAUGCCAAGCCACUUGGGCUGCUGGAGUGGUCGAGUUAAAUCGAAGUGACUACUGGCCUGCGACCCUUAACCUUGCCACAAUUUAUGCCACAGAUGUCUUUUUUCAUUUGAAGAAAUGAAGAUGGUAGCACCAGGACUGUCCUGCCAAGCUUUUUCAAGAAUGCUGGAUCAGCGAACUGUCCGUUUUGGUCGUACUGGCAAGAUCUCCACAGACAGUUUUCAGAAAAGCUUUUUUGAGUGGGUGGAUGUCCGUUUUGAGGUGGACAAAAUCUGCAAGGAAGAGCCUUUCAUCUGUCCUGCAUGCACCCCAGAUAUUCUGGCAGUUUCAGUAGAUGGAAACCGCAAGCUUUACCCUUUCAAGAAUGCAGCUAGAUCUGAAGAACAGGCCAUAUUUGAAGACGUCUUUAUAGCUAUGGAUGAAGAUGUGACAAGAUUUGUGGACUACAUUCACAAGGCAUCCAAAUAUGUCAGUGGAAGAGGUGUUUGUGGAGGGGAGUGGUCAGCAGCCAGAGAGACCUCCCAAAGAUCUGCUAGAAAGGUAGACGAGGAGGGACUGGAGCUUGCGGUGUGUCGGCAUGGAGUGCUACUCUGUGCGUUAAAUAUGUACGGGGGGAAAUUUAUGCUUAUCCCCUGUACCUGCAAAAAUGGCUGGCUAGUAGGCAAAUCACCUUUUUUUGUAUGGAUGUGACCUGCAAAUAUUGGCCUUACCUCCAAAGAAUUGCAAAAAGCUGCCCAGAGCUCCAGCACCUUCUUAACAUGAAGCCCUUUCUUUCAGUAUUCCAUGCCAAAGCCCAUGAUUUUAAGUGCGAAGUAAAAUGGAGUGGAGCAUAUCAGGAUGGGGCUGGUUUAACACUAGGAGAAGAGGUGGAACAGUGCAAUGCUUUCCUCUCCAGGAUUGCAGUGACCACAAAACACAUGUCUAAAGCAGGACACACAGACAUGCUGACUCUCAUGGCCAUGUGCUGGAAUCAACAAAAGUUCAACAAUUUGGCCACCACACUGAGCUACCGAUAUCAGAAGACCACGAAAGCUCUGCAAAGCCAGUUGCAAAACCUAGAGUGCAUGAAGGUCGAACUGACAGUGACAGAGAGCCAAUUGGAAGACUGGGUCAAUGAUGUAAAGGAGUGGGCAGACGCAACAACAACAACCACCACAAGUGAUGUUGAUGCUUUGGCCAGCAGAAUUGAGGUGCUGGUGGCGAGUAUCAAGAGGCGUUCCCAGCGUCUCUAUAAAGAUACAGAUGGCAACAAAGGUCGUGCCAGGAUCCGCCGCAAGAUCAGGGAAGAGAAGGGGAUCCUGACAUCGGUUGUGGAGAAAUACAACAUAAUGGUUCCAAAAACAGAAACUCUGUGCUUGGAAACCAUUUUGUCUGGUGAGACAGCUUGGCCAUGGCAGCUACCACACAGUGACACUGUUGAUUUAAGGACAAAAAGAAAGGCAUUCGACAUCAUCAUGUCACUAAGGCGACUUCAGGAAGAGCAGAAAAUUGUUGUUGCAGAGAUGAAUCAACAUUGGAAAUAUCUUUCAACUCGUGCAGAGACCCUCCGAGAACUGUCUUGCUUGUUUGCCAGCGAGAGUCUGAAAAAUUCACAAUGUGGCCUAAGUGAAGAAGGUUUAAAAGGUCUGCAGAGCAUCAUCCACAGAAAGCAACAUAAAAUCAGAGAUAUGAGGGUGCAAGCAAGAGACUGUUACCGGCAUGUUUUGUCUGGAGCUGAGAACAUCAACUUUUUAAACAAAUCGCCAGCUGAUGACUAUGACAGUGACAGUGACUUUGAAAAUUCUGAUGAUGAACUGUAAUGUAAAAACCUUUUUUUUUCUUGACAGUGAA
Molecule: messenger RNA, 1863 nt
Organism: Tachysurus vachellii
Lineage: Eukaryota; Metazoa; Chordata; Actinopteri; Siluriformes; Bagridae
Exons: 10
Coding region: 714-1832 (372 amino acids)
Source: RefSeq, a predicted model, not a curated record